Molecule: messenger RNA, 3100 nt
Organism: Strongylocentrotus purpuratus (purple sea urchin)
Lineage: Eukaryota; Metazoa; Echinodermata; Echinoidea; Camarodonta; Strongylocentrotidae
Gene: cdk20
Product: cyclin-dependent kinase 20-like
Exons: 11
Coding region: 78-1094 (338 amino acids)
Biological process (GO): protein phosphorylation
Cellular component (GO): nucleus
Molecular function (GO): cyclin-dependent protein serine/threonine kinase activity; ATP binding
Source: RefSeq, a predicted model, not a curated record
CAGGCUAUAGUAGUCGAAACGCUGCUAAGCAUCCAUAUCAACAAUUUUAAUAUAACCAAAGUGACCCUUUGAACGAUAUGAAUCAGUAUUCAAUACUUGAUCGGAUUGGAGAAGGUGCACAUGGCAUUGUUUUCAAGGCAAAGCAUAUUGAGACUGGUGAAAUAGUUGCAUUGAAGAAGGUUCCACUGAGGAAAUUAGAUGAUGGAAUUCCAAACACAGCUCUAAGGGAAAUAAAAGCAUUGCAAGAAAUUGAGGAGAACCAAUAUGUUGUGAAGUUGAAGGAUGUCUUUCCCCAUGGCACUGGCUUUGUACUAGUAUUUGAGUUCAUGCUGUCGGAUCUCUCUGAAGUGAUUAGGAAUUCAGAUCAACCCCUCACAGAAGCCCAGGUCAAGAGCUACAUGUUAAUGCUUCUUAAAGGCAUAACACACUGCCAUGAGAACUCCAUUAUGCACAGAGAUCUGAAGCCAGCCAAUCUUUUAAUCAGUGAGACCGGGCACUUGAAGAUAGCUGACUUUGGUCUGGCAAGGGUCUUCAGUAAUGACGAGGGAAGGCAGUACAGCCACCAAGUAGCUACAAGAUGGUACCGUGCUCCGGAGCUUCUGUAUGGAGCCAGAAAAUAUGAUGAAGGAGCAGACCUGUGGGCCGUUGGUUGCAUUUUUGGAGAGCUUUUGAACAACUCGCCUAUCUUCCCUGGAGAAAAUGAUAUUGAGCAGCUUUGCUGUGUGCUUAGAAUCUUGGGAACGCCCACAGAGAAAACCUGGCCGGGUAUGAAAGACCUACCAGACUACAACAAGAUCACAUUUCCAGAAAAUCCACCCAUACCCCUGGAACAAAUUGUUCCUGAUGCAUCUCCAGAGGCUUUAGAUUUGCUGAAGAAAUUCUUGGUGUAUCCUUCAAGACAAAGGAUAUCCGCGUCUGAGGCCUUGCUCCAUCCGUAUUUCUUCACGGAGCCCCUCCCGGCUCAUCACUCCGAGCUCCCAAUCCCACAGCGCAGCAGGCGAGGUCGAAGGUCACAGCAUGCCAAGGAGUAUGACAUUGACGUACCACUGGAACAGACCCUGAUUGACCCCCAAGAAAUUGCUCCAUUUGUCUGAAGAGUUGCAUUUCCAUGGCAAGGCAAUACCAUAGCGUAUUGAGUGAAAUAGUUGCGUCACUGGAAAUUGCUUCUGAUUGGUCAGUUAUUUCAUGGAACUCCAAAUUGUACGUGGGAGGAAUUUAUUAGGAGUUCCAUGACUGCUUACCGGUACGUGUAUAUGCACAUGUGACAACUAUCUCUCCCAAUAUGCUUUUGGGCAAUACCAAUGUCCCAGCUUAAACUUUUAAAUCAGAAACAUAAGAAUCUUUUUUCUUUAAAGCUAAAAAAAUAGUUGGGGAUUCCAAAAGAGGGACGGGCAUUUACAGUGUAACAUCUUGUACAGGAUUGACAAUUUUUUUAAUAUUUGACAAGUUUUUACAUUCAGCAUAAACAUAAUACAAAUAUACAGACAUUUAUAUCCAUGUAACAAUAAAUCAAAGAAGAAAUCAAAUGGAUCUAUAGUAUAGAGAAUAGAAAACAUCAGCGAUUGUCAAAAUCCCCCCUUCUUAGAACAAAAAAGGAUUUAUGUCAGCGUAUCAUCUGGCUAAACUGCUUGAAUAGGGUUAUUUUCUAAAAUUCUGGAAAUUAAGUGCUUUUUUUUCAUUGUGCCUAUCUUUUUGUUGCGUCUUUCAGCAAUAAACCUUUCUACCAUCCAAAAAUAUUUAACAUAAUGUACAAAAUGAUGAACAUUGGGCAUGUUUUCUGUAAUCCUAUACCUAAAGAUAUAUUGCUUUCCUAACAAAAGCAGGAAAUUAAUGGUGAAAACGUGUCUUACUUUGACAAGCUUGGUCAGCCCAGACAGGAUAUUUUUAGUUGAAAAAAUCGAGAAUUGACAGUUCAUUGAAGAAAUCUAAAACGUAUUACUUAUUUGGUCUUGCACCAAAUAAGUAACUUUCACCACUCUGUUUCUUUUUUAAAUUUGUGCUUUCAUACAGGCAAAUGAAAUUAUUACAAAAAGGUUAGAUUGCCCUUUAGUACUGUACAUCUUACGAGUUUGUACCUGUCACUAGUUCUGUGCUGUGACUUCUCUUUAUUAUUAUAGAACAUAAACAUUUGUAUAUAAUCAUUGGUAGACAUCCAAUGUGUUUGUACAUCAGUGUAAAUAUCAAGUGUAUUUGUAAAUAUGGAUUGUAUUUAUUUCUUGUAUAUUGUACAGUAUUUAAGCCAACAUCGAAAAACUAUGUACUUGUGUAAAAUCUAUGUACUUUGAAAUAAUUAGAAAUUUUCUAUGCUAUGUGGAUAAUGAUCGAUAUGUAAUCUCUAAUGUAUCUUUAAAAUUUGUCUUUCAUUUUCUUUUUUCUAGAGUAUUUUCAUUUAAUACUCAACAACAAAUAGACAUUGUUGAAUGCUUACAUUUUCCCUCUCAUAUAUAAAGCUACGGUGUAUUAUGGCUAUGUAAUCAUCACUCAAAAUUGUUUGUUUAUUUACAUCGUCUUGAAAUGUAUGUGAUAUCACUCUUAAUGAUCAGUAGUUUUCUCAACUCACUCCACAUGGUAUAACUUCCAUUAGUAGGGAUAGGAAGAACUUUUAGUAGGUCUGAAUUAAAGUGAAAUGUAAUGCAAAGGAUUUCUGCCUCUGAGGUACAAUACAAUAGUGCUCAUUUUUGUAUUGUUUUAUUUCUCAAUAUAGUACAACAAGACUUUUGAUUUGAUAUCUGGGGAUUUUAGUUGUAUAGGUUCCUCUGCAUCUGUAGAGGAAUUUUGAAGCCCUUUUUGUCACGAUUUGCAGGAUGCGCACACUAAAGUUCUCUUCCAUUUUUUUUUUUAUAGAAAGAAGAGGGGGGGGGGGGGUGAAUGUACAAUUUAACAAAAGGCCUUGCGAACAUUUGUUGAGAGUUGCAUGUGUGCAAAGGAAAGCCCACAUCACACUUUAUGUAUAUAAUGUGAUGUCACUUUGGAAGGAAUUGUAACAGCAUAAAUCUUUUAAAAAAAGUGACAAAUGCAAUCGACCUGAACAGGUGUCUUGACAAGAAUGUGAAAGGUAAAAAUAAAUGGGCUUUUUAUUCAGAGAAAAGGCCAAAUGAAU